AUGGCAACGACCUCGAGAAGGCAGAGCCCAAGACUGUCAACUGGCUUGUCGAAUAACUUAUCCAAGCAAUCCUCUUACACCUUCUUAAUGCCCUCGUUAGAAGACGAUGAAGUAGAUGUUCCACCUCCAUCAGCUCCUUUACCAUCACGCAGAAAUACAAGGCAGAAUAGCAGCUCUGAUCUUGACAGUAGAAAGAAGCCUAGGAUUGAUCAGCCUUCACAAUCCCAACCUCUACCUUCAGAUCAAAAAGCUCACAAAUCUCCGCGAUCGUCUAAAGAUGACUUUAAUUCCAAACAACUCAAGUCGAAUCAUCAUGAUAACCGCAAACUCCAACCUCAUCAAAAAGAUAGGCUAAAAGAAAAGGAAAGAGAUAAGGAGAAGAAGGAUGUUCAGGAAAGAAAAGAUGCAAAAGAUAAAGAUAAAGCUAAGAGGCUUCAACUUCAACAGGAUAAACCUACUCAGCGUAAAGAUAAUCAACUCAGUAUUAAAGAUCAAGGUCCUACAAAGAUACCUAGGCCUUUUAAAAUUCCUGAAACUGCUACAAAUAACGUAUCAUCCACUCCAAUGAAAGCUCCUCAGCCUCAAAUAUCAAAACAUGUCGAUAUCUCUGCACCUAUGCCAGUCGCCGAAACUCCUCAAAUAAAAGCAAAUAAAGAUUUGAGAAAAAGUAGGCGGUCUUCUGUAGGCAAUAGAGGAAAGCGAUCAUCAUCUUGGUCUAGAUCAGGUAUCAUCGUACCACCACACCCUGAUCUCAACUCCACAGAGUUCUGUAGGCAUAUAGACGAAGAUUUACCCGAUCCAAGGAGGUUCAAGAUUCUUUUUGAAUGGUGCAGGUUUAGAGCAUGUAAUCCAGAUGUCGUUAAACCUAGAAGAUCAAAAAGAGUUGAAGAGAGUGAACUCAAAGAGCAAAAGCUUUUACUAGAUGCAAUAAACAAUAAAAAGGUUGUCAGCUUAGCACAAAAUGUUGUCGAUGAUUGGGUAAAGUCGUUGUCUAUCAAUGCUCCACCUUGGAUGCCACCAAAGAGCAACAAACAGAGGCAGAAAGCUAAAAAUCCCGAAAAUGAGAAGUACAAGGAGCUAAUAAGGAAGUCUCAAGAAACUCUAGCAAAGUUAAAACUAGAGGAUGAAACUUGGUCGAGGUUGCGAUCAGAUGCUAGGAAAGCUGAACAAGAAUCUGUAGAUGUAUACAACAAUCACUCGUCUUUGACAGAGAUGAAUCAAGACAAUGACUUGGAGCUAGAUCAAUUACCUGAAGCUGUUCAAUCUGAUAUUCGAGGUAUACUCGACAAGUCAACGUCCGACAAAGAAACCAUUGAUCAGAACAACACGAUUAGCAACCUCAAUUAUACAAUAUCAGAAUUAGAUCAAGUUUACCAUCAGUCCUCAUCAUAUCUAGAAACCUCGGAGAUAUAUACAAACAACGUGAUGACACAUUACCUAGGAUUACUGAGAUCUCGUCUUUCUCUAAACAAGAAUGAUGAUCAAAAUGACAACAAAUCAGAUCAAGAAAAGACGUUACCAUCAACUUUAAAUUUGGCAGCAAGCAACAAUAAUAACAAAUACCAAGAAAUUGAUGCCUUGCCAUUGCUCCGAGCAAUUUCUAGGCCAAUCCAAGAACAACCCAAGACAAACAGCAAUAUCAAUGAAGAUGAAGAUGACCGUGCUGGUGAAAUCAGUCUAUUUUGGAGUAGAAAGGUUUAA
Messenger RNA from Wallemia ichthyophaga EXF-994, 1701 nucleotides. RefSeq names its product Kinetochore protein mis13. Lineage: Eukaryota; Fungi; Basidiomycota; Wallemiomycetes; Wallemiales; Wallemiaceae. Gene Ontology annotation, cellular component: MIS12/MIND type complex. The transcript has 2 exons. The record is from RefSeq and is a predicted model, not a curated record. Bases 1 to 1701 code for a protein of 566 amino acids. Gene Ontology annotation, biological process: cell division; mitotic sister chromatid segregation.